AUGUCGAAUCCCCAGACUCUCAAUAUUGCUCUGCGAAACGGAACGACGUCUAGCAAUGUCUACGCCUAUGUUACCGGGCAGGAUAUCAAUAACAACUACUUCCUGUUUAUACUCCAGGCCGAUGGCCAAACAGCAUAUCACCCGGUCUCACCGUCUUCAAACGGCUCGCCUCUAGCCGUCCCUUGUGACAUUUCACUUGGUCCUCCAGGCUCGACUACCACGAUAACCGUGCCUCAACUCGCAGGAGCCCGACUCUGGUUCUCUGUCAACGACAAACUUACCUUCCUCCUCAACCCAGGUCCAGGUUUGGUGGAACCGUCGGUUUCGAAUCCGUCUGAUCCGAACUUCAAGAAGACUUGGGACUUCUGCGAGUUCACAUUCAAUCAGUAUCAGCUCUUUGCAAAUAUUACUUACGUCGACUUCGUCUGCCUCCCAAUAUCGCUGUUAUUGCUAAAUUCUUCCGGGUCAACUCAGCAUGUGACUGGCAUUCCUCCAAAUGGACUCGAAACCAUUUGUGCCGGGCUACAGGCACAAAAUGCAGCUGAUGGCGCUGGCUGGGACACACUCAUCGUCAGUAAUAACGGCACCAAUCUUCGAGCGUUGAGUCCAAACACCGGAAUUGUGAUGAACCCCAGUCUCUUCUCAGGAUACUACAACAACUACGUCCAGGCAGUCUGGUCACAAUACACCAGCGCUCCCUUAAUGGUCGACACUCAAGCUCAAUGGGGUACCGUGGCAGGCACCGUAACCAACAACCUCCUCACUUUCCCCGGCGUGGGAACAUUCUCUCAGCCCUCGGCUGGUGAUAUCUUCUCCUGCAGCACGGGGCCGUUCGCAGCCUCCCAAGACAACACAGCAGAAAUGGGAGCCAUCACUGCUCGCCUCGCGGCAGCAUUCAAUCGUUCCACAUUGCUGAUUAACUCUCAGCAGCCGAACGGAGAAGUUGAGAGCAGUUACUAUCAGAGGGCGCCCACGAAUCAUUAUUCGAGGAUUGUUCAUGCGGCGAAUACGGAUGCGAGGGGUUACGCUUUUCCGUACGAUGAUGUGGGACCAAGUGGUGGGCAGGAUCAGAGUGGUGCAGUCAGUGAUGGGAGUCCGGUUUUAUUGACCGUUAACAUUGGAGGGGGCUAAGGGAAGGAGGUCUUCCUAAGGCAAGACUUGGAUAGUGAAAGGUGAGAGUGUCUGGGAAAUUGGGGCUGGGGAAAGAAGGACAGGAGUCGGUCAUUGUAUUGGCAAUGGGAAGUUAGGAAUUGGAAGAAAGAAUGCAUUGGGACGGUCUUUUGCGAUGUCCAACUUCUUUCAUGAAUUUGACAUGCUGAUUAUGGCUUCUGUAGUAAUGGGCGGUAUGUUCCAAAAUGUAUGGGGUACCAAGUGGACUGUGUCCAACCUUAACACCUCGACCUUCAAAGCACGUAAACUCAAUGGAAGAGCAAGAAAUGAUGCCAUGAAGUGCUUCAUUAAGUAGUAAUGCAACU
Molecule: messenger RNA, 1475 nt
Organism: Hyaloscypha bicolor E
Lineage: Eukaryota; Fungi; Ascomycota; Leotiomycetes; Helotiales; Hyaloscyphaceae
Product: glycoside hydrolase family 64 protein
Exons: 1
Coding region: 1-1131 (376 amino acids)
Source: RefSeq, a predicted model, not a curated record